AUGUGGCUCAAACAUUUCAACCCGAAAUAUUUGUCAUUCAUGCUAUGUCUUUUUCUCCUCGCACUCUCCUCAGGUUAGUAGCACAAGAAAAUAGUCUACGCUUUCUCCUGUUUUAAAUCUAAAGAUUAUAGCCGUACAAUACUGUAAAUAAUGUGGUUUUUAGCUCGUUUUUACUGCAAGUAAUAUAGUAAAGCCCCCUACAGACAAGCAAGUUUCCUUGACAAGUUUUGAAGAAGAAGAAAAAGAAGAAUUUAUUCGCACCAGUCAAAAAUACAUAAUUACAAAUUUUUUUCCACACAUUAUUAAAACGGAGUUUGCACAGGAUAUCUGAAGUAGCUUUAACACUAAUCGAAGUCAGAUAACCUUAUUAAAGUAUUCGAGCCACUGUGGGUCAACAUUGGGUUUAAGGUCAUGGUGCACAAUGAUGAUACAGAUACAAAUUAAAAUUUAUAGACAUAUGCAAAAACAAAAGCAAGCAUAAAGUCAGUAAUUGUUAAUUAUAAAUUUGAUUUUAGUUAAUUUGAAAGCAAAUUAAAACAGAAAUAAGAAUAAAAAUAAAGCUAGUAUUCAUUAAUAAAUUUGAUUUUAAUUUUUUUUUGAAAACUGAUUUAGUUAGUAUUUUCAAGCUAUUAUUAUUAUUAUUAAUCUAUAUUUAUACCUUAUUAUUAUUAUUAAUCUAUAUUUAUACAGGUUAAAACUUGUUCAGUUACUAAAAGCUGUUUUCCUACAAGAAGCUGUUAAAUUAGAUUAAAUACAUACAGUAAAAAUAUUGCAUGCACGCGAGGCUUAAGCAUGGCGUGACUCUCUUCAAUUUCAAGUGUUUUACGAUGUUUUUCAGAACAAGCAAAUGGAGAAUUCUUGGUACGAAGAUCCUCUCCAAACUUAGUAGUAGUAGCCGAAGGACAAGCUCUUCAACUCGACAUCAUAUUGAAUGGCACUGAUGAGAAAAUGCCCAUGCUGGUUUUCCUAGAUUGGAAUUUUCGUGCCUAUCAUUCAAGUUUCGUGAAGAGACUCUUGUCCGUGACGUGGGAUCGAGGCUAUGUUGUAUCCGAAGAGUUCUAUGAUGAAAGAGCGUCGAUAUUGGACAGUGCAAGUUUGUUACUAGUUGAGACAACCUUGGAGGAUAGUGGUACUUAUUGGUGUAAUGUGUUUUCGUUGCCAUCACAACAACAUCCUGUGUUAUACUUUAAUGUCACAGUUGAAGGUAGGCUGAGUGCAUGCAGAUGACACUUAUUUUUAAGACGAAGACGAUAUUUCUAAAGGGGUGUUCGUGAAUCGGUGAUAAUGAGUGCAUGUGCCUUUUGUCUCUGAGACCGAAGAUCUAUUUCUUGCAAUAUGUAUUUGUGUAAUGAUAAUUUCACCUCAUUCACAUGUAAAAAGAGUGGCUCCUGCUUCACUCCACCAAACACUAUAUACAGGUCCUGCCUGAGUACCCCGAUCUCCUCCUGUAGUAACACUGGGCUGAUUAGGAAUGGCCCUUCACGGACCUCUAGGGAGAACAGUUUAGAACUGAUAGAGCUAUCCAGUAUAAAUAAAGUUAGUUCAGUUUAAGUUUCCUCCUGUAGUAACACUGGAUCAAUAAGAGAUGAUACUUACUGGACCUCAAGGGAGAACUGAUAGAGCUAUCCAGUAUAAAAAAAGCGAUUUUAGUUUAGGUAGAUGAUUAAUAUCAGGAGAAUUGAUAUAUAUAUAUAAGUGGCGUUUAUGGUUGUAUUAUAUUGUUUGUGAAAUCUAUUAUAUUAUAACAAGAUAAGCUUAUAUAGAAGUAUCGCAAAAGUCUCUUUGGAAGACUUGAUCAACAUUACGUUAUAAAAUUUCAGGAAAACCAACAGCAGAAAUAGAUUGUCCUGAACAAGUGAACGUUACAGAAGGGAAGAAUUUCUCAUGUUGGUGCAAUGCCCGCGGUGGCAAUUUAACGGUCACAACAUACUGGCAGAUGACGGAAGCGCCCCCAUUCCUCGAUGGAAGAAAAAGAAAUGGCAGCACGGAACUCUUCUUGAAAAAUGUUAACAAACGUAUGGCAGGGACAUACAUCUGCAGAGCACAGCUCUUUUCACUGGUGGAUGAAAAGAUAUUGACUUUAUCCGUUUUGUGUAAGUGGAUAGAUCCAUUAUCUUCUUGAAACUUCAGUCUGAGACAGUAAGGCGUAUGGAACUGUAGAGGACUACAUAAAUUAAAUAAGAUCAAAGAAUGCCAUGACAACGAUAAAAAUAUAUCAAAAUCUCCACUUGACUGCACUUAUCAUGAGAUAUCAGACUUGCUAUCAUCUCAAGCACAACAAGUGACUUCAUAAAGUGUGAUAGCUUUGGAAUAAGAUAGGAUAGAAAUAAGCUGUGACCACCAUUCAUUAUUACUUAAAAGAUAUAGUCUAACACAGCAGUAAUAACACGUUUCAUAAACAAGCUUUACCUAAAUCUAGCUUAUAAAGAAGGGAGCUAUGAACAUUUUUUCAAUAUUUUUAAACGGUAUUUGGUCUGAUAAUCCUUAACCGUUCUUCGUGUUUCGUUUAGAUUCCCCUAGGAUCCGCUCUUUUCGGGGGAAAGUUUUGAAAGAUAACUCAAUGAAGAUGACUUGCCUUGCAAAAGGUUUGCCACAGCCAACCUAUAUAAUCAAGACCUCAAACGGUUUCUCCUUCGCAGCAGACAUUCACGGAGUGGUCAUUAUUAAUGAUUACAAGUCUGUUAUUAAUGCAUCGUAUACUUGCAUUGCAAGGAACAGCGUGGGCUAUGACCAGUGGCAUUUGAAUGGAAUUUUAACUAUUUCAAAAGGUAGGACGCUUAGAAUUGCUUUACCCCUUGGCCAACCAAGGACUUUCUCACCUGCACUGUGAAGAUUACAAUUUAGAAUUGCUUUAACUUAUUGCCAACGGAGGGUUUUCCUGAUUAGAAUAUCUAAUAUAUAAACUAGCUGUAAAGUCGGCAUUGUUCAUAUUUGAUUAAUCAAAAUGUUCUGCUUAUGAUGAUCUCAAUGCCAGGACCUUUGGCUUCAUUAUCACUCUGGACCCACGAUUUUCACGUAAAACGAGUCGUCAGUAAAGACUCUGCCGAAAGUCAUGGAGGUUUCUUUAAGUGAUCCGGCGUCUUCCCGUAGGAAAUGUUGACAGGAUGGGAUAAGAUAUAUGUAUAGAAGUUGCUUCACGACCGAGAGUUGUGGGUUAUCUCCGAUUUCUCUCACACAGGGAAUUUUGACCCAGUAGAUUCACAACCCUAUCAGUAUUAGCUGCAUGCAGUUAAGCACAUAUCAUGAUUAAAUAAAUGACAUUAUUUAUUUAUUUUAUUUUGUUCUUGUCCCAUUAGAUGAAACUGUCAUAAAUCGCAAAUCUUUCCUUCAAGAUCAUGUAUGGUAUAUUAUCGGUGGCUCCGCCACAGCUGGGAUUCUAUUUGGUUUUCUCUUAUUAAAAAUAUGCCAGUCGGUCGUCUGUAGAAGAUCGAGAAGACACGAUCAAAAUGAACAAGACUUCCCUGUAUAUGUCGACCCUGCUUCUCUACCUAUUUCACAAGGACGUAAGAACGACCCCCUGAAUUAUAUUGAUGUUCAUGCCUUACCAAGCAUUCCGCAGGGGGGUGUAAACGAAAACAUGCCUGUCUAUGUUGACCCAGACACCGUUGUUUCCGCAAGAGAGAGGCUUAGAGAGGCUAGAGACGAGAAUCGGGCAGUCGAAGACGUUCAGGCUAAGGAGCUUCCCAAGGAUGAUGGCCGGGUGUAUCAGGCACCAGAUGAGUCGCAGGCAGACGAGGGAGGGGAAAGUGAUGUUGACGAUAAUCGGGCGGAAGAAGACAUUCAGGCAAAUCCUGAACCAGAAGCAACAAACAGACAAAAUAGUUCGCCAAUUACUCACCGCAAACCCCGCGCGAACACACAGCCAAUGAUGGGUUACCAAGAUCUUGAUAGCUCGGACGAAAUUGAAGAAAAUUUCUAUCACAGUUUGCGGUCGGCCAGCGAAGGUCAUCCUUAUGAGUAUUAUGUUAACGAGAGAGUGAAAGACAAGGAAUAACGUUUCUUGUUGUUUUCCUUGGAACACAUUGGCUUUUUUUUGUUCAUUCUUGGACAAUUUUACUAUGUGUACUCUUUCUCUGUUAUAUACGAGAGUUUGUUAGUCCAUUUUAUCUGACUCAAUGUCUAUUUUAUUUGUCAACCACAGGAGUUAAAUUUGUAAGUAAACGAUCUUCUGAACUCAUCUUUUUGAAUGUGAUAUUUGAAACAAAAUGAAAAAGAUCGUUAAUAUGGAUUCCGAUUCGGUUUCCUUUGACAAACGCUUUCGGAAAUUUUCUUUGAUAUAGAGAUAAUCGAAAUAUUGUGGCUUAAAAUUACGUGGGAAGAGCGCUUGAAUAGAAUUACUAAACAAUAUGAAAACAGAUUAAAUAAAUUACUUAAAUAACUUAAAUAAU
This is a messenger RNA of Paramuricea clavata, 4388 nucleotides long. NCBI's taxonomy places the organism in Eukaryota, Metazoa, Cnidaria, Anthozoa, Malacalcyonacea, Plexauridae. The record is from the annotation of a GenBank genome assembly.